Molecule: messenger RNA, 1431 nt
Organism: Procambarus clarkii (red swamp crayfish)
Lineage: Eukaryota; Metazoa; Arthropoda; Malacostraca; Decapoda; Cambaridae
Source: RefSeq, a predicted model, not a curated record
AAGCGAGCUGGAGAACAGCCCAUGAUCAGCUGACGCCAUCAACACAACACCCAGCCCACGCCACCUAGAGCCUUCCUCAACCUUCAUGCAAACUGCACGUUCCCAUCAAGAAGAAGAAUCCUUCCUCAGACACCCAAACUGCUCGUACCAUAAAGAAGAAGAAGAAGAAGAGGAGGAGGAAAUGCAUCAAGUCUAAGAAACAACCUUCAAGCCGUGCCACUGUGACGCGUCUCCCAACAUUACGGCAGGUGGGUUACUUAAGAGCAAGUUCACUCAGUCAUGUUUCGUUUGUUGCCAAGAACCUGUGAAUGGUGCGCUAAGACCUCAUCGUUGAUAACUUCAAGGUGUAUGCAAACAAGAUGUUAUCUCCAUUCUCAAACGCUAAUUGGGGUACAUCCUGUCCAACGUGAUCUCAAAGUUCAGUCGGCAGUAGUGUCUUCAAGCCGCAGUUUAAGUAUUAAUUGUGUGUUAAAGGAUUGGGAAAAGGAAAACAGAGAGAGUAUUGACUUUUCACAAGACCCAGAGGUCAAAGAGUUGCUAAGGGAGAUGCAGAAUGAUUUUUCCAAAAGAGUAGCUCCGACUGAAUAUAAUGAUAAUGAAAUUAAGAAUGAAAAUGAUUUGUGUGGAGAUGUACAAAAGAAUGCUGAUGAUGGAGGGAUGGAGGAGAGAGAGUCAUCUGUAAAGACUGUUAGUUCUUCGGAAAUGACUGAAAAAUCUAAAUCGGCAGAAAACACGUGGGCCCAGUAUAUUCAUCAGAAGUAUGAAAAGUUUGAUGCACACUCAUCCGAGAUUAUAUACGAUUAUGAUGAAGAACGACUUAGAAGAGAGGACGGAAUUGUCAAAGAGGAAGUAAAAGAAAUCGAAAUAACUUUACAACGUGGCGAGACAGGCGUGUUUGAUAUUCAUGAACUAGUGGAUCUCUUGAGGCAAGAAAAUGCUCAAGAUAUUGUGGUGAUGCAGAUUCCCCCAAGAUUAAAUUAUAUUGCAUAUAUAGUGAUUGUUUCAAGUAACUCUAAUAGGCACAUCAGUGCUCUAGCCGAGUUUGUUCGUAGGAUUUACAAGCGAAAGAAGCAUCAGAAGGAUCCAUCUGUGAUCAUUGAAGGCAAAAAGACAAAUUGGAUUGCAAUGGAUUUGGGUAACAUCGCUUUGCACAUGAUGCGGCAGGAGCUGAGGGAAAGUUAUGACCUGGAGACACUAUGGACAGUAGGCCCAGAGUAUGAUGAUAAGUGUAGAGAGAGAGAAGACAGUAUGAAUGACAUGUAUAAUUUUUCUGAUCCCUUAGCUGGGUUCACAGCACCAUCCAUUUCUCCUCAAAGUGCAUAGUUAUCAUUUAACUAGUUUCUGCACUAACUGGCAUGUGAAACUAAAACCAUUGGUUAAUUAUAGUAAUUAAACUCUGUAGUAGAUCCUUAAUGCAAAUUUAAUUCACAU